ACGCGCACGUCGGCGAGCACACGCUGUGGCGGUGUGGGCGCGCACCCCGUGCACGCGAGUUGAUUCCACUCCGCCGCUUUGCUGAGAAGUUCAUUUCCGACGAGACUGAGACUCGCUGCAUCACUCUGCGGAUGCGUUGCACUCGGCUGUUUUUUGGGCAAUGCGUGCGUAAAAAGAAAAAGAAAAGAAGGAAACACACGCCGGUUCUGUGCCGACAUACCCUCACGUUGCCCCCGCGUCCCCUCGGUGCACGUGAGGUGCAAAGAUUUGUCUUCAUUAUAACGAGAGGCGAGCGAGCCACCUGAGAGGGAUGCGCGCGUGCGGCCUGCGCACAGUUUGCAGCAACUCAUGGAUUAAGCGGCGGACGCCGUGCGACAGCGGAAAACAACGCACGCCAAAAAGAGAGCGAGGAGGGAAACGAGGUGAGCGCGCACUCGAGCAGUAAAGAAGCAUUUUCUUUUUUCCUGGGACGCGCACAGGCUGCCAGGCAGACAGACAGGCAGACAGACAGACGGCGCUGCCGACAGGAGGAGGAGGAUACGCGCUGCAAACACACACAGACAAAAGUUCUCCCGCGUCGAGUUGACGCUUGAUGCCGACGGAUGACCGCGUUCCAAAUUGAUGGAAGUUGUGCAUCAUAGAGGGAAGAGAGGAGCGAUAUCCCCCCCAAGGAAGGAGAGUACCAAUGGACCUCGGCGCAGCGCGAGCGCUUUAGUGCAGCGGAGCCUUUGAGAUAUCCAGUCAUGAUUUGGGUCGCGCUUCUACCCUUUUUGGUUUCGUGCGCAAUCGGGAACAAGACUGCGGAGCAAGUUCCGUUCUUCCACGGGCAUGUCUUCGAGAACUCCUCUCCGGGCUCCCGCGUCAACGGGCUGAGCGUCCCGUUGCGGCGGCUCAACUCGCAGAGACCUUGCGGCGCCGAGGGAGCCGGCUCGGCGCACUUUAAACUCCUGGGGGACGGGUGCGACAAUUUCCGCGUCUUUGAGCACCACAAACGGGGACAUAUUUUACUGAAGACGUCUGGGGUACUGGACCGGGAGGAGCGCGCCGAAUACACGCUGGGUCUGGGCUUGUGCUGCGGGCAAUGCGCUGCGGCGCUCUCCCGGGGAGAUGGAGAGGAGUCCCCGCUCUUCGCCGUGGUGGCGUCCAUCAAGGUGGACGUCCUGGAUACCAACGACCACCAGCCCACCUUCGCCGGUGCCGAUGUGAAACUGAGUCUGGAUGAUGCCACCGCGCUCCGCACGGCCAUCUACGCGGUCACCGCGCGCGACGACGACAGUGGCAAGAACGCGGAGCUGAUCUACUUCGCGCUGCCCAAAAAUGGGAGUUUUUACGCGGUGCCCAAAACUGGCGACAUCCUCCUGGUGGACUCCAUCCUCGGCCUGGAGGAGCCGAUUAAAUUUAAAGUGUUCGCCCGGGACCGCGGGUGGCCACCUCGUACUAGUCAGAGCAUAUCGGUGGAGAUCAACCCCAGGCAGUGGCCCAUCGUUCCCUCGCCGGACCCCCAGCCGGAGAAACGGAAACCUAACUCCCAAGUGCCUGCGCGGAGGUCCAGGUCAGUGCUGGAAUCAGACAGUCCCGUGUUCAUCAACGUGUCGGAGGAUGCGGGGAUCGAUUCGGUGGUGGUGAACCUGAACCCGGUGAGGUUUCAGUCGGCCACGUUCGAACUAGUGGAACCCGACCUGGAGAGCUCGCCGGUCAGCGUGGGCCGGGACAGCGGGGAUUUAGUCAUAUCGCGGAGACUGGACCGAGAGACGGAGCCUCUGUUGGAGAUCACCGUCAGAGUUCAAGACAGACGGGGUCCAGAGUGGUACCUGGUCAGAGUGGAGUUGACUGUGACGGAUGUGAACGACAAUGUCCCAGAAUGGAGCAUGGUCCCCGCUCCCUACCUCGCCACGGUCUCAACCGAUGCCCCUGCGGGCUCGCUCGUCUACAAGCUCCACGCCCAGGACGGGGACGAAGGCAACAACGGCGAAGUGGAGUACUUCCUGUCGGACGGUGGAGACGGCCGUUUCGAGGUGGACAGGAAGAGCGGCCACGUGCGGACUACAGGCCUCCCGCUGCAGCGGGACAGGGAGUACCUGCUGACAGUGGUGGCCGCCGACCGGCUGGGCAGCCGCAGUGCCCCCGCCGUGGUGUCGGUGGUGGCAGGGGCCCGGCCGCCACAGUUCUCAAACGCCUCCUUCACCAUCGCCAUACUCGAAAACACCCCAGAGGGACAGCCCUUCCUGGUCACGCCCGCCGUGUCCUUCCAGAAGAAAGUGAUCAGCUACAGCCUCCUCAUCAAUCCCAGCAGCCUCUUCUCCAUCUCGGCGGAGACGGCCGAGGUCAGCCUGACCCGCCCCAUCGACUACGAGAGCGACCAGCAUCGCUACCUGCUGCUGGUGCGAGCCAGCGAGGGCCUGGACAGCAUGAGCAGCGCGGCAGAGGUACGAGUUGUUAUCGUGGAUGAAAACGACUGCGUUCCGGAGUUCCUCCAGUCCAUUUACAGCAAGGACGGUGUGCCGGAGACCGUGACGACCGCGACCUCCCUGCUGCAGGUGUCAGCCAACGACUGUGACUCAGAGGAGAACGCAGAAUUGACCUAUUACACCCUGAGUCAGGACUUCACCAUCUCCCCACAUGGGACCAUCUUUCCUGCGGGACCUCUGGACUACGAGAGGCCCAACCAUCUGUACGAGUUUGUAGUGAUGGCCAUCGACAAGGGGGAGGUCCCUCGGACUGGUACGACUACAGUGCGCAUUCGUAUGGCCAACGUCAACGAUGAGGCGCCAGAGUUUUCCCAACACGUAUAUCGAACAUUCGUCUCGGAGGACGCGGGACCCAACACGCUUGUUGCCACGGUGCUGGCGAAGGACCCUGACGGGGACGGGAUCACGUACAGGAUCGCCACAGGAAACGAGGAGGGCAACUUUGUCAUUGACAGCCAAAAAGGUUUGAUCCGCUUGCGCUCCAGCCCGCCCCCCCGCCUCCAGGGGGUGGAGUACGUCCUGAACGUCACGGCGACGGACGACAACGCCUCAGGCGGACCGCAGGCGCUGUCGUCCACGGCCCAGGUCAUAGUGGGAGUGGACGACGUGAACAACAACAAGCCCGUCUUCGAGAAGUGUCAGCAGUACCGAGAGAGCACGUCGGUGCUGGAGAACCAGCCGGCGGGGACGUUUGUGCUGCAGGUUCACGCUGUGGACGCUGACGAGGGCUCCAACGGCCGGGUCACAUACGGCUUCAUGCACAAGGACUCCACUGUGCCGGCAUUCAGCAUACACCCCGACACCGGGGUGAUCGUGACAGCCCGGAAAUUUGACCGCGAGCGGCAGCGGGAGUACGCGGUGACGGUGACCGGCACCGACCAGGCGGCCGACCCGCUGAUUGGCAUUUGUCAGCUCAACAUCCUCAUCCUGGACCAGAACGACAACAGUCCCAAGUUCGAGAACAUCCGAUACGAGUACUUCCUCCGCGAGGACACCAUGAUCGGGACCAGUUUCUUGCGCGUGGCUGCUCAUGACGACGACUUCGGCACCAACGCGGCCGUCACGUACUCGAUGUCCAGUGAACAGCCGGAAUACCUCCGGGUCAACCCCCUGACCGGCUGGGUUUAUGUCAACCAGCCCAUCUCUCAGAGGACCUACAUCACCAGGGACAUCGUGGCCACGGACGGGGGGAACCGGAGCAGUUCCGUGGAGCUGGCCGUCACCAUCACCAACGUGAAGAAUCAGCCGCCGCACUGGGAGAAGGACAGCUACAGCGUGGUCAUACCGGAAAACACUGUCCGAGACACGCCCGUUGUGACCAUCAAAGCCACCUCCCCUCUCGGGGACCCCAGGGUGACUUACAAUCUGGAGGACGGAAUGGUCCCGGAGACCAACAUGCCCGUUCGCUUCUACCUGACCCCCAACCGAGAGGACGGCUCGGCCUCCAUCCUGGUGGCAGAGCCCCUGGACUACGAGACCACCAGGAACUUCAUGCUGCGCGUCCGGGCUCAGAACGUCGCCGCUGUGCCUCUGGCAGCCUUCACCAUGGUCUACGUCAAUGUCACGGACGUAAACGACAACGUCCCGUUUUUCACUUCCUCCAUCUACGAGGCCUCGGUCACCGAAGGGGCAGAAACAGGAACUUUGGUUUUCCAGGUUUCAGCCAAUGACCUGGACUUGGGUCUCAAUGGCAAGAUCUCCUACUCCCUGCUGGAGGACCGCAGCGGGGACCACCAGUAUUUCCGUAUCGACCCGGAGCUGGGAUUCAUCUACACCCAGACUGUGUUUGACCGUGAGACCAAAAGCUCCUACCUCCUGGAGGUUCAGUCUGUGGAUGGGUGGGAGUCGUCGCGGCCCGGCAAACACGGACAGCCCAACUCUGACACGGCGUAUGUUCGUGUGUUCAUCAGUGACGUGAACGAUAACAAGCCCGCAUUUGCGCAGACGUCCUACGAAGUUGAUGUGGACGAGGACGCUGACGUAGGCUUUGCCAUUCUCACUGUCAGUGCCAAUGAUGGAGACGAAGGUGGAAACGCUAAACUGCGCUACCAGAUCACGUCAGGGAACACGGGAGGGGUUUAUGAUGUGGAACCAGAAGUGGGCACUAUCUUCAUCGCACAGACUCUGGACUAUGAGCAGAACAAAAGGUACAAGCUUCAUGUCCUGGCUUCGGAUGGCAAGUGGGAAGAUUACACGACGGUGACGGUAAACGUGGUGAACAAGAAUGACGAGGCUCCCGUGUUCACCGUCAACGAGUACUACGGGAGCGUAACGGAGGAGCUGGAUGGCUCGCCAGUGUUUGUGUUACAGGUAACUGCGUCUGACCCAGAUAAAGAUGCCGACCCAGAGGCCCUGCGUUACUCGCUCCAUGGGCAGGGCGCAGAGAGUGAAUUUAUAAUUGAUGAGGUCACAGGCAAGAUCUAUGCCCAGCGGACCCUGGACCGCGAGGAGCGCGCCGUGUGGCGUUUCGUCGUCUUGGCCACCGACGAAGGUGGCGAAGGUCUGACGGGCUUCACCGACGUCAUCAUCAAUGUUUGGGACAUCAACGAUAACGCGCCCGUCUUCACCUGCGCCCCCAGCUGCCUCGGGGACGUGGCGGAGAACUCGGUAGCUGGGACGUCUGUGAUGGAAAUGACAGCCACCGACCUGGAUGACUCCGCCGUGGGCCAGAAUGCCGUGCUCUCUUACAGGAUUGUGGGUAGUUUAGAUGCCACCAACAUCGAGGUAGGGGGAGUGCCGACCUUCUCAGAUAUGUUCACUAUCAACCCCACCACGGGAACAAUCACUGUAGCCAUGGGGGGUCUGGACAGAGAGCAGGUGGAGUCCUACCUCCUGGUUGUGGAGGCCAGAGAUGGGGGAGGGAUGACAGGUACUGGAACUGCCACCAUUCAGAUCAAGGAUGUAAACGAUCACGCGCCGAGGUUCACUGAUCACUCCUGCCUGGCAAGGAUCUCUGAGAAUGCAGCACCCAAUGCAGAGGUAUUGGAGCUUGCUGCUGAGGACAAAGACACCGGAGAAAAUGCCCAGCUCACCUUCAGUGUUGUGUCAGGAGACCAAGAGCAGAAGUUCUACAUGGUCAGCCACAAGCAGGAGCAGCGCGGCACCCUGCGGCUGAAGAAACGCCUGGACUAUGAACGCCACAGCGAGCAGAGGUUCAACCUCACACUUAAGGUUGAAGACCUCGACUUUUCUAGCCUUCUCCACUGUGUGGUGGAGGUGGAGGACUACAAUGACCACGCUCCUGUCUUCAUCCCGCACUUCCUGUCUCUCGCCCCUAUGCCUGAGGACAUCACCGUGGGAACUAGCGUGGCACGCUUGGUGGCCAGUGACUCUGACUCGGGCCAGAACCGUGAUAUCACCUACAGCCUAUCAGAGGACUCAGAUCCCGAGGGGCUGUUCACAAUCGACCAGUCCGGUGUACUCUCGGUGGCCCAGCCUCUGGAUCGAGAGACGACAACCCAGCACCUUUUGGUUGUCAUAGCGACCGAUCACGGGGUUCCACCUUUGACAGGAAGUGCCACAGUCCAGCUGCCUCUGUUGGAUGUGAAUGAUAAUGGACCAGAGUUCGAGGCAGCAUACUCCCCAAUAGUAUUUGAGAAUGUGAUGGGACCACAGGUAGUGAGGCUGAACCAAACCUCGACCCUCCUGCGAGCUGUGGACCGGGACUCUCCGGAGAACGGCCCCCCCUUUCACUUCACCAUCCCCUCCGAGUAUCGCCACAAUAACGACUUCUACCUCCAGGAUAACCUCAAUGGCACAGCGACACUGACCGCUCUGCGGACGUUUGACCGCGAACGCCAGAAAGAAUUCCUCAUUCCAGUCAUUAUGAGCGACAGCGGCCACCCGGCCAAAACCGUGACCACCACCCUGACGGUGACCAUCGGCGACCAAAAUGACCACGGGCACGUGGCAGGGGAGAAGAGGAUCUUCAUCAAUAGUCACAGAGGCCGCAUGCCAACCACGGUGCUCGGAAAGGUCUACUCCCCUGACCCUGAUGACUGGGACAACAAGACCUACGUCUUUGAAGGACACGUGCCAAGUUACUUUGUCCUGAACAAGAGAACAGGUUUCUUGAUCAUCAAGGAGAAUGCGCCACCUGGCACCUAUCAGUUCCAGGUCCGAGUGUCCGAUGGAAUUUGGCCAGAUGCCGUCUCCACUGUCACUGUGCAUGUGAGGGAGCUGCGAGACGAGGCCAUCUACAACUCGGCGUCCCUCCGCCUGGCAGACAUCACAGCAAAGGAGUUCAUUGAACUGAGAGGGAAGCAGCGGAGCCGCUACGAGCUGCUGGUGGACUUCCUGUCCGAGAUGCUCUCUGUUCCACCCGACGACGUCAACAUCUUCAGCCUGAUAGACCCGAGGGAGCGAAUGCUGGACGUCCGCUUUGCCGUGCUCGCCGGCCCGUCCUUCCUCCAGCCAGAGAAGAUGCACGGUUAUCUGGCCGCCCACAAACAAAAGCUCCAGUCAUUCCUGCAGGUCAGCGUGUCCCAAGUGCGGGUAGACGAGUGUCCCAGCGCGGAGUGCGCCGGGGGGACGGGCGGCUGCGCGAGCGUCCUGAACGUGCGGGACACGCCCACGGUGGUGGAUUGCGGGACUAUGAGUCUCGUGUCUGUGACGGUGGAAUCCACAGCCGUGUGCUCUUGCACAGGUAGAGAGCAGUCCCACCAGCCCUGCGCCGCUUAUCCCAGAAACCCCUGCUUCAACGGCGGAGUGUGUGUGGACACUCAGCACGGCUACAGGUGCCAAUGCCCGGCGCAGUUCGAGGGCCCCGAGUGCCAGCAGAACAGGCACAGUUUCCAUGGCAACGGCUAUGCCUGGUUCCCUCCCAUGACGCCGUGUUUCGAGAGCCACGUGUCCCUGGAGUUCAUCACGGACGUGGCCGACGGACUGCUGCUGUACACCGGCCCCUUAGCCCAGCUGCAGGCGUGGGAUCAAGAGGACUUCAUGGCCAUAGAGCUAAUAGAUGGGACCCCCACCUUGAAGAUCAACCACGGCUCGGGCACAGUGGUGCUGCAGUUGCCAGGCAACGUGAACGUGGCAGACAGGCGCUGGCAUCGGCUGGACGUCCGCAGCAACAGCAAGGAAGUGCGUUUCACCCUGGAUCGCUGCUCGGGAGCGGCGGUGAUGGAGAUGGAGGGUCUGGGGAGCUGGUUGACCACAGAGGACCACUCCUCCUGUGAAGUGACGGGCGUCACACCCAACGCUGACAGACACCUGAACGUGAGCCAGGUAUUGCAGCUCGGUGGUGUGAACGAGGACAUCCCGUACAUCUACCCCCAGCUCCAGCACAAGCACUUCACGGGCUGCAUACGCAACCUCAUCGUGGACAGCAAGCUGUAUGAUUUGGGCUCGCCGGCCGAUUCACAGUCCAGCUCUCCGGGCUGCCUGACCACCGACAGCAGCUGUGUCAACAUGGGCUAUCCGUCCUGUGGCCACCGGGGUCGCUGUCACGGCGAGUGGGGCGCCUUCAGCUGCCAGUGUGUGCCCGGAUACACAGGGCACCAGUGUGAAGAGGAGGUCCCGGAGUAUUCCUUCGACGGGCACAGUCACGUGCACUACCAGUUGGCGUCACCACUGCCGGCCAGGAAGACCUGGGUUCAAGUCCUGGUUCGCACCCGCAAACACAGCAGCACCGUGCUCAACCUGAUCUCCAAGGAGCAGAGCGAAUACCUGCGACUGGAGAUCUUCCAGGGCCUCCUCUGUGUUUUCUACAACCUCGGCGACGGAGACUACAACGUGACCCUGCCCACUUAUCGCCUCGACAACGGGGAGUGGCAUGAGGUUCUCCUGGACCGGCACGACAAUGAGAUGACACUGCGACUGGACGGCGGCGGAGGGCAGCGGGAGGUCACGGGAUCGCGGGGCCGGAGCCGAGAAAUCAUAAUUGACGCCGGCGCGGUGAUUCUGGGGAACACCUUCCCGACUGUGAGCAACAAAAGCUUCCAGGGCUGCAUGAGGGACCUACGCAUCAAUGGUCGCUACAUGCCGUUGGACAGCCAGCCGCGAGACGGGGUUUCCCAGGUCAGCGUACAAGGCCUCUCCCUCGGGUGCUUGUCUGACUCCUGCAAAAGGAACCAGUGUAGUGCCCCGUUCACCUGCGUCGACCUGUGGAGAGUGCACGAAUGCAGAUGUCCUCCUGGCCACAUGAUCCGCGUGAACGGCUCCCGGAAGUCCUGCGUCUACACUCUCUGCGCGACGCGGCCCUGUCACCGGGGAACCUGUGUGGCCCAGUCACCCUCCAAGUUCACCUGCCACUGCCCGGAGGGUUACAGGGGACGCCACUGCGAGACGCCACUGGCCAUCUACAGGGAGGACGUGGGCCUGAGCUUCAGCUCUCUCUUCGCAAUCUGCAUCUGCUUCAUGGCCUUACUAGUGCUGCUGCUGGGCAUUUUCCUCUACACCCGCUGGAGGAGCUACAAAGGGCUGAAGGAGGGUGUCUACCACGUCUCUGCCCACCAUGACGGGUGGGAGGACAUCCGGGAGAACGUCCUCAACUAUGACGAGGAGGGAGGCGGGGAGGAGGAUCAGAACGCCUAUGACAUGGCGGAGCUGCAGAAGUCCCUCCAGCCGAGCCCGGCCCAGUCCGUCCAGUACUGCCGCUCCAGAGCCCUGCACCACCCUCCCCCUCCGCCCCACCAUCACCACCACUUGCUCCACCAGGCGCCCCCUGCCCCGCCCUCCGGCCAGCAGCUGGACUCCCUCAGCCGCACGGCCAGCUCCACCACCCUGCCCCCCUCGGCGGGGGCCUCCUCCGCCGCCUCCUCCGCCGCCGCCGCCGCCACCGCCAGCAUCCGCAGGGAUGUGCCCCCGGCCCGACUCCCGGCCCAGGGCCAGGCCCGGCCCUCGCAGCUGGCGCGCCGCUCCCUGUCCUUCUCCAGCCAGGACUUGGCGCGCUACCUGUGCGAGAUCAUCCGCGACGCCGACCAGCAUCCAGACACGGGGCCUUUCGACUCCCUGCAGGUCUUCUCCACAGAGGGAGGGGGCUCGCCAGCCGGCUCCCUCAGCUCCUUCAGCUCGGCGGGCCUGGACGGGGUUAGCGGCGGGGAUGGGGGAGCGGAGGCCAGAAGGGAGGAGACGCUCGGGGAGUGGGGGCCUCGCUUUGAGAAGCUGCGGGCCCUGUACGAGCGCGCCGAGACCAGCGACCUCUGAGUUUUCGGACGUGCAAAGACCAAAACUGAUGAAAAAAAAACAGCCCGUCCGAAACAAUCAAUUAGCAGACACUUAGCGGUGGCCGAGGCGGGACGAUUCAGCGAGCGGCUGACCUCACAGAGAGAGAGAGACUCCCUCCAACGCCCAGCACAGCGCGCUGACAGCUGACGAGGAGGGUGUUGUAUUUACUGGACGAGACCCGUCAAUCAACGCGGUGGCCCCCCGCAAGUCAGACGACCGCGUCCCUCUGUGUGCUCCCUCCAGCUUCGACGGCAAUUGUGUCGGAGCCGGACGUUAUCGGACCUGCCAGUCGGGUUUGAAGGCCUCAGAACAUAACUCUCAGCUCCAGGCCCCCAAAAAAAUCGGUCCCAGUCACAGCCAGUACAAAACCCAAAUCCCCUCUAUUUUCUAACUGUCAUUGUGAGCUGCUCUGGACUCGCGUUUGGAAAAAGAAAAUCAACAACAACAACAACAACAACAUUUUGGCCAGGUUUUACAUUAAAUGUAUUUUUGGCACCGCGUUGCUGAAUUUGAUCUUUGUAAAUAAACAGGAAAAGGACACGGCGCUGCCGCACGACCGAGCAGAGAAGACGAGUGGGAUCAUACUGAGUGGCCCGUGUGAUGAGGUUUUGAUAUUCAGUAUAUAGUGUUCUCACUGCCUGGCUGUACACAGCUUCUAUCAAUGUUUGUAUGAGGGUGAGGGGAGAAAAAACAAAACAUGCGCUUCAACCGCCAUUGGGUUGCAGGGUGAGAUUCAUUUUUCUCCUCUAAUAUGUCUUUUUUCGCUGGGUUGAGUAAUUCUGUAUUGGUUGGGUGUGUUUCAAGUUUCAAAGCUCCGUGGGUCGUACGACAUCAAGCUCUCUACUUACUGCUGCACCCUCAGUGUACAUUUGGUUUCCCAUUCCCGUUCACGCUCCUCCGCUGCUCCGUUGCUCCCCGUCCGAGGGAGGGCGCGCAGACAGAGCAUUCAAACGGCUUUGUUAUAAAGGAAUGGGAGUGGACGUGCGGACCGCGGGGGGGGGGGGGGGGGGGCAUACGAAAUGUGGUGGCUGCCAGAGAGUUGCUGUUUGGCUUUUUUCAAACACAAGAUCGCUCGGUAGAAUGCAAAGAACGUCGAGCGGCCUUCCAAGUCGAUAAGCGCAAAUGGUCAGAGGAGGAGGAAGGCGAUUCAAUGUAUAAGGAUUAUACCUGCAUGGGUCUGAUCCGCGAGACCCGGUCCAAACACCCGUAGUGCGUUGUCCCUGCGUGAAUUACCGCGUUCACUUGUGAUAAUUGUGACUGUGGGACAAAUAGACUGAUGGAAAAUUGCAGGGAGACAAAACCCCGCGGCCAUUAUCCAAGCUGUGAAUUGUGAGCGCGGUGGCAGAGCGUUCCCUCCCGUUUGGCUCCUCCGUGCCACGAGGUGGAUUUUCUUUUCCUCUCGACUUCCCGCUGUUGGGAACAAAGGACAAACAAAGAGAGAGAGACAAAGAACAACAGCGACGGGGCGACGCGAACGAGCAGAGCGGGGCCCGUUCCCGUCCCCUUCGAUCGGAGGGGUGAUUAGCGGGCGGGGGGGGGGGGGGUUGAAUCCGAGAGCGAGUGAGGCGGCGAGGGAUCCUCCUAACAAGUGCCUGGCUCUGUGGUGAAACGUGCCACCGGUGCACCACGGAGCUCAGUGGCUCCGUAGGGAGCUGCAGAGAGAGGGGACGGGGGUGAGGGGACGGGGGGACAGAUGCUGGGGGAAGUGGUUUGUUGCCCCCCGCAAAUGGCAUAACUACACGAGUUCUCACACCUCCCACCCCACUCCCCUCACGACCAGCCACCCCAUUCUCUUCCUGCAAUCCUCUGGGCGGGAAGAAACCCACCGCCCCCGCCCCCCCACUCGCCAACCUGACUUCUCCUUCAGAUACUGUAUUCUGCAGGAAACGGCAGCAGCAGCAGCAGCACUCACAUUGGCAGAGCUGAGCCUGUUGGCAGAGAGCAUUUAAAAGGGUAGGGAUGUGUGAAAACACGUCAGGCCACUAAUCCUAAUAGGAGCUGAUGCUCGCUGUCACGCUGGGGUAAAAGAAAAAAAGAACCAAAGGAUUGCGGGUACUUUCAAGAAAAAAUAAAAAAUAUAUACAGUAUAUAUAUAUGUCAACAGAGGAGUCGAUUCCCAGAUUGCAGCUUUCCCAGAAACAUGCUGUUUUCUGGAAUGGCGAGGCCACAAUGUGGAUUUUACAAAAUAAAAGACUUGGCUGCUAGGUGAUGGGUCGACACCUGACAGUAGGACGUUGUGGGGUUGUUUUUUUUUCCUUUUGAAUUUUAGUUGUUUUUAUAGAGACUGGGUGUUUCCUUGGCAUGGAGGUUAUUUUGUAUUGUCCUGUCGAUGGACGAAGAUGCUCCGCGCUCCACUUCUCUUUCUCUCCGCAGCUGUACAGAGCAGCGGCGCUACUUCCCCCAUUGUCGCCAUUCAUUUGUAGGAUAACGCAGCUUCUUCAACUUUCAAUGUUGUGUUCCGGGUGCAGACCCGUUUGUGAACAGAGUUAAUGUUUUUACCUCAUUUGUAAAUACAGAGAUGGAUCAAUUACUAUUGUCGCUUUUUUGGGGGGGGG
Molecule: messenger RNA, 12190 nt
Organism: Scophthalmus maximus (turbot)
Lineage: Eukaryota; Metazoa; Chordata; Actinopteri; Pleuronectiformes; Scophthalmidae
Product: neural-cadherin
Exons: 37
Coding region: 744-9614 (2956 amino acids)
Biological process (GO): adherens junction organization; cell morphogenesis; homophilic cell-cell adhesion
Cellular component (GO): adherens junction; catenin complex; plasma membrane
Molecular function (GO): cadherin binding; calcium ion binding
Source: RefSeq, a predicted model, not a curated record